AUGGCGUCAGUUGGUGUGGCGAGCGGAGACCGCACAAAUGCGAUCUUGUAUCCAGAAGCGACGCGUGAGAGUUGCGAGCCAAUCAGGAGUGACCAAAGAUCGCAACACGAACCCAACGUGCAGAGGAAAAGUGACGUGAAGACGGAGAGCGGUGAGACUUCGAGAUUUGCGCAGGAGAGCAGUAGCAGAUUGAAUCUCACUUCGAGAUUUGCGCAGUCGAGCACAGAGGCGAAGUAA
This is a messenger RNA of Phytophthora infestans T30-4, 237 nucleotides long. RefSeq lists its product as uncharacterized. The record is from RefSeq and is a predicted model, not a curated record. Bases 1 to 237 code for a protein of 78 amino acids. Lineage: Eukaryota; Oomycota; Peronosporomycetes; Peronosporales; Peronosporaceae. The transcript has a single exon.